AUGCGCCAUGGUUUGGUUUUACUUAACACUGAUACUAAUACUCCGGAGGAUGAGCGCAGCAAAUCUAAUAUAGAUCUAGUUCUCUCGACUUCAUCGUUCGCUGAUAUGACAUUUAAGUUGACCUCAGUUGAAACUAGGUGGGAGGAGCUCACUAUGGAGCUAAAUGACACAUAUCCGAAAUUCCUACAAUUAGAAUAUGAUAAUUUAACUCCUCCUGCAAAAUAUAAAUUCUUUGUUGAUCAUCUCUUGAAUAAAAUACAGAAAUUUGCCCCGCGUAGAAAGAAAGUCCUUCCUGAACAACAUAGAAAUCCUGUGGCAUGGUGGGAUGCUGAUUGUGAUAAGGCUAAGAUAUCGAGAAGGGCUGCUUACAAGAAGUGGUCCUACGCAAAGUCGGAGGAACAUCAUAAUCUUUACCGGGAGUCUGUUAUUAAAACCAGAAAAUUAUUCCAACAAAAGAGAAAAGAAAACUUUAAAAACUUUUCAGAAACGGUGGACAUUAGGAAAACUGCGACCUAUAGUUGGAAUAAAUGUAAAAUCCUUAAAAAUGCAUGGGUCAACAAUUAUUCCCUCAACAAACAGAACCAUUUUCAAUACGUUAGCUGUAUUCCUGAGGCUUUGGAUACUCUGGCUCCUCCUUGGUGCUCCACUGAUCCCGAGUAUUUAGCGAUCUAUCAGGAGAAUGACAUUUUGAAUUCUCCAUUUAACUAUGCUGAAUGUAGUAUGGCUCUUUCUUCUCGCAAAAUGAACUCUUCCUCAGGUCUGGAUGGCAUUACCUAUGAGGUUUUGAAAAGACUCUCUCCUAAGUACCAAUUAACUCUGUUGGAUAUUUACAACGAUAUGUACUCUACUGGAAGUUUCCCUGAGGAAUGGACCACACAAUUCAUCCAUUUCACACCCAAACCUAAUGGAUGUGGAGUUCGUCCAAUUGCUCCCUCAUCAUAUGAAAAUUUAGCUAGAAAUCGCGAAACCAUAGCGGGUUUUCUUGACAUAAAAUCUGCCUUCGACAAUGUAGACAUCAAUAUUCUCCUAGAUAAACUUGCAUUAAUUGGCUGUACAACCACUAUGAUUAAAUAUGUCAAAUUUCUGUCACGGGAAAGAUCAAUCACAUCUCAAUGUAAUAUCAUACUCAGAACAGUAUAUAAGGGAGUUCCACAAGAGGGUCUCCCCAUGGGAGUUAUUGAUUCCCAAUUUGCCGAUGACAUCGCUCUCUACUAUUCUUCCCCCUCUGUUCCGAGAAGCUUGAGAAUUAUAGAAUAUUCAGUGAAAAUUAUUGAUCAAAAUCUCAAAAAUCUGGCUCUCGCUCUGGCACCUCACAAGACGGAAAUGAUCCAUUUCAAUAAAAGACGCAUACCUCCCCACAAUUCUGUUAUAACCAUUGGAGGACACGAAGUGAGAUGUAAUCCAACAGCUCGUUUUCUUGGGCUCAUCUUUGAUCAGAAACUCACAUUCAAACCUCAUCUUGAAAAAGUUCUUAGACUCUCUCUAAAAACUCUAAAUAUGGUUAAAUUCAUUAGAGGCACUUGGUGGGGAUCUGAUCCAAUUACUCUCACCAUGAUGUACAAAGCAUUUGUUCGUUCAAUAAUAGAGUAUGGAUUGUUCAUGUACAUCCCGUCUUUCAAUUCUCAUUUGGAUAAAUUGGAGAAAAUCCCAUAUGCAGCCAUACGCUUUGCAUUAGGUUACAGGAAUUCAACGCCUAGACCUAUCACUAGACCAAAAUUGAUGAAACAAUGCAUACAAGAAAUUUCAGUAAUAUUGCCUUCUCUACACACAGAUCCACAUUACAAUAUUUUCAAUGUCAAUUAUAGUUGUUUAAUAAGCUCCCCAACCUUUGAUGAUGAAUCAGGUCAUGUUGUCAGGAGGGUGGCUGGAUCUGGGUCCAACCCUAAUCCAGUUCUUUUUCAACGGUCCUCUGAAUUCAUCAGAAUUUAUACUGAUAGGAGUAAGAGAAAAGGUGGGAUUGCGGUUGGGGCAGCAUGUCAUUGCCCAUUUCUGGACAUAAAUAUUAGCGUUAAUAUGAAUCCUAUAGCCUCUAUCUAUACAGCAGAGUGCUUAGCACUCAGUGAAGCAAUGAAAAUAGUUGAUGCUCAUCCUGACCUAAAAUUUUUGAUUGUUAGCGAUUCACUCAGUGCUCUUCAAUAUUUAUCAAAACCAAUUAUCAAUAUUAGAGCCAAUAAAUAUGUACUCAAUGUUCAAGAGAAGUGUGUAAACAGGCCAGAUUCAAUUAAAUUUGCAUGGGUUCCACCCCAUACUGGUAUUGAUGGAAACGAAGAGGCGGAUCAUCUCGCCGGGAGUGCAACAUCCUACCCAUUUAAUAGGGAGAUCUUGCUUCCCUUCACGGAUUUUACUGAGGGGUAUACAGGAGAGUUUUUUACGAACACAGAAAUAAAGAUAUUAGAAAUGAGUGUUUUCAAUGGAAUAAACUAUUUCGAGCACUAUUAUAAAAGUGGCGGGAAGCCUUGGUAUUCUCGGUUUCCCAAACUGCACAGAAGGACUGUCUCGUGGGUGAAUAAGGCCAGGGCGAAUCACUACAGCCUGGCCGGCUCUUUGAAAAGGGUUGGCUGCGUUGGGUCUGCGGCCUGUGAAUGCGGUGACCCGGUUCAAGAUUUGGAUCGCGUGUUGUGGAACUGUCCUACCCAUGAGCAGUCCCGUCUAAAACUAAUUAGUGGAUUACACAAAAAGAGACUCUCCCCCCUUCAUGAAAUUCGGAAAUUUCUGAAGACCUUAGAUCGCAAAAUGAUACUACUAAUUGAUUCCUUUUUCAUCUCAUUUUAUAAUUACCGAGUUUGUAAAUGA
This is a messenger RNA of Diachasmimorpha longicaudata, 2793 nucleotides long. RefSeq lists its product as uncharacterized. Bases 1 to 2793 code for a protein of 930 amino acids. The transcript has 6 exons. NCBI's taxonomy places the organism in Eukaryota, Metazoa, Arthropoda, Insecta, Hymenoptera, Braconidae. The record is from RefSeq and is a predicted model, not a curated record. Gene Ontology annotation, molecular function: nucleic acid binding; RNA-DNA hybrid ribonuclease activity.